CUUUGGGGAGGAGCCUGGCUUGGGACGGCCCAGCCUCCGUGACUUUUACCCAGCCGACAAAGUCCAUUUGGAUGGAAGUGGGAGCGGAAUAAAAGGGGCCAUUUGGACUCUGGUCAAAGGAAAUGACUGGCCUGACAGGGCCGGGACAUUGGAGCACCCAGGUACCGCCGCUCGGCCGCGGACUAGCGGGUAUCGGCUGCUGGUCUGUGAGGCCCGCUCUACGUAGGCACGCUUUGGGGUCUGGUUUGACAUGCUGGCGAUUGGUCCGGCGGUUUGGGGAGGCUUUCUGAGCCUGCCUUGGAAGGAGGUGGUUGAAUUGUGGGGUGCGACGGUCAAAAUGUAGUUUUCCAGAACUGUUUAAGUGGAGGGAAUUCAGGCCGACCCCCUCGCCCUCACCCUUUUCAAGUUGGGCUUGUGGGAGAGUUUCUUGGUCUUGCAGAGCUGGGGAGCCAGGGGAGGAGUUAAAACCUGGGUCAGGUGUCUGAGGGCAAGCCAUCAUCGGAGUUAAGUUGAAUGGGGCAGGGGGCUUUUCAAAAUGUGUGGAAACUUUGGAAGGACAUCUCAUUCGCCUUCUCUCCCCCUCUCUAAUAAGUCAUCUCCGGAGUCAGUGGUCUCAGGGGAGGUGUGAAAUGUAAACUUAAUACUUUUUUUUUUUUUGUCUGCGUGCUGUGCUACUAAAAGCAUUUAAAACAUUCCCUAGAUUUGGAGUUACUGUAAAUAACAGAACUGAGAUGCUAGACCAAAGAGUAUGAGAGAGCUAGCAUUUCAGGAACACGCAGGAAGAGCUAGACUUAACUUUCAUUGGAAGGAGAAAUACUUACUGUGUUGCGCCCUGGAUAUAGACCUAUGACUGAUUUUUUUUUCAUCCCAUAGGGUCUAAGGAUAGCUCUGGGGCCAUGAUUGUCACCAGGACUCUGAGAUUUCUGCGCUCGGAGCAAUGCCAGAUGCCACUGGACUUGUUCUGAGAUUCUUGCCCUAAACAAUGGGAAAGGGACUCCUGGUGACCUAUGCUCUCUGGGCUGUAGGGGUCCCAGUUGGGCUCCAUCACCUGUACUUGGGGCGAGACAGCCAUGCUCUACUCUGGAUGCUCACCCUGGGAGGUGGAGGGCUGGGUUGGCUCUGGGAGUUCUGGAAACUCCCAAGUUUUGUGGCUGAGGCCAACAGACGCCGGGGGCAGAAGCAGAACCCAGGAGGGGGGAUACCCCCUCUGAGUCCCAUUCGCUUUGCUGCCCAGAUGAUAGUGGGCAUCUAUUUUGGGCUUGUGGCUCUGAUUAGCCUUUCUUCCAUGGCCAACUUCUAUAUUGUGGGCCUCCCACUGGCAGUUGGCUUAGGGGUCUUACUGGUGGCUGCAGUUGGCAACCAGACCUCAAACACUAAGAACACAUUAGUGGCGGCAUUUCUUACUUCCCCUAUCUUCUAUGGCCGCCCCAUAGCCAUCCUGCCCAUCAGCUUGGCUGCCAGCAUUACAGCCCAGAAGCAUCGCUGCUACAAAGCUUCAGUAGGGUCAGAGAAGCUUUGUGUGCGGCUGUACCGGCUGGGCUUGGCUUAUCUGGCUUUCACAGGCCCACUAGCCUAUAGUGCUUUCUGCAACACAGCCACCACUCUUAGCUAUGUGGCAGAGACCUUUGGGUCCUUCUUGGAUUGGUUCAACUUCUUCCCCCUUCUUGGUCACCUCAUGGAGUCUGUCCUCCUUCUGCCUUACUGGGUGUGGAGGCUGCUGGUGGGGGAUCCUGGCUUCAGCAGUGGCUAUUUCCAGGAGUGGGAGAAACUCUAUGAAUUUGUUCACAGUUUUCAGGAUGAGAAGCAGCAACUGGCUUACCAGGUUUUGGGCCUCUCUGAGGGGGCAACAAAUGAAGAAAUACAUCAGAGUUACCUGGAGCUCGUGAAAAUCUGGCAUCCUGAUCACAACCGCCACCAGACAGAGGAGGCGCAGAGGCACUUCCUAGAGAUUCAGGCUGCAUAUGAAGCCCUGAGUCGGCCUAGGAAGCCCAGAGGAUCCUGGAGGUGAGAAGAAACUUUCUCCCCCUAGGAUGGACUCUUCCUGGAAGAAUGGGGCAGCUUGUCCCAGUCUAGCCUUGUGGGCAUCCCAACAGCACUAAAGAAACUGCUUGCAUUGAA
Molecule: messenger RNA, 2118 nt
Organism: Loxodonta africana (African savanna elephant)
Lineage: Eukaryota; Metazoa; Chordata; Mammalia; Proboscidea; Elephantidae
Gene: DNAJC22
Product: DnaJ heat shock protein family (Hsp40) member C22
Exons: 2
Coding region: 983-2008 (341 amino acids)
Cellular component (GO): membrane
Source: RefSeq, a predicted model, not a curated record